CGCCUCGUUUUUUCACCCUUACUGCUUAUUUGACUGUUCACUACGAUGCCCACACGCGCUCAGAGAGGAUUGCGUCACGCCCGCAAUGCCUCGGCAGGAUCGUCCAAGGCUGGGCUCAACCUCCACUUCACCCAGAAAGAGCCCGCACCACCAAAGGCCGUUGGCCAGGCCAAGAAGCACGGCGAGGUCCUUACGCGCACGGGUUCUGGCUUGGGGAGGACGAACAGCGCGGUGCGCGUGCAGUCCAAGGACCAAAUAGCCCCCGCGCAUCCGAAGAAGUCGGCGGGCGCGCACGCGGGUCAUAGAAAGGGUGUAACGACGAGCUCGCGGCAUAAGGCCGGAUUUACGAUUGCGAGCCCGUCUACGGAUGAUGAAGACGAGGACGAAUGGAUAUCCAGCGAAGCCCCCAGCGGCGCCGCUACUCCGAAACAGACUGAAUCCGAUGACGAAGAGGAGGAGGAAGUGGCCCCUCCGCCACAGCCAAGACCACCACAACAUCAACAGCAAUUCCAGGUUCCGCCAGCGCAGCACGCGAAGCCACCGACGAACGGGGCCAUAAUAACGAGCGGCUCGUCUCAACAAGUGACGACCCCUCAAGCCGCUCCCCAGACACCAGCCCCUCCACCGCAGACGCGCGUCACGGCAGCCACACCUCGCACGCCGGAAACGCCGUCGACCAGCUCUCCCCCUUCCCCAUCUACCCCGAUUGACACUCGCCCUCCCCUGGCCCGCCAACUGGGGGCCAACGGGUAUGGGACGCGCUCAGCAGCCACCUCGCCGACGCAUCACGACGACGCCCGUUUUCGCCGUUCGGUGACGCGCCCGCCCUCCACGCACUCUGUCACGCGUCUCGACGCGCCGCUCCGACCGCACCCUCUCAUCCGCGCGCACUCGCAGGGGCGCGACAGCUUGCUCACGGUCAGCAGCAAGCCGGCCCCCCUCGCACCCCUUAUGACUGCCGAUACCCCUCGCGCGCAGCUGCACACGCUUUCCGCAUCGCCGCCCUCCCCCGCGAGCACGCGCACGGAGACGACUGCCUCGCCCGAGCUGCCCUCACCAUCGCACACGUCGACGCAGAACCGGCGCACGUCUAUCUCCUCCGCGCGCUCUGUCGCUACGAUGCCCGUCCUCACGCAAACGCCGACCUCCGCCGUCUCCUCAAUGAAUUGGGCGCCGCACGACCGCACCCGCACCAUGUCCACGAUGUCCUCCUCGUCCGCCAGUUCGCUUGCCGCGAUUGCUUCCCGCAGUGGUGCAGUCAAGCGAUCCGUGCAAGCCCAGCAGCAUGCGCAGACGCAUUACAUAUGUCACCUCCCGCCUCUACCACCGGCUGGCGUCCUGGAGGCGACGCGUCCGCUGCUGCCACAGCCAUACCUGUCCCAGCACGUCAACGUGCUCUCGUACCGCAAUCCCAUGCAGGAGUCGUACGAUCGUGUCAUCCGCGCCAAGUAUGGUCGUGUUCGGUGA
This is a messenger RNA of Punctularia strigosozonata HHB-11173 SS5, 1467 nucleotides long. RefSeq lists its product as uncharacterized. The transcript has 2 exons. NCBI's taxonomy places the organism in Eukaryota, Fungi, Basidiomycota, Agaricomycetes, Corticiales, Punctulariaceae. The coding region runs from base 46 to 1467 and encodes 473 amino acids. The record is from RefSeq and is a predicted model, not a curated record.